This is a messenger RNA of Oncorhynchus tshawytscha (Chinook salmon), 3785 nucleotides long. It is a transcript of the gene mgat1b, whose product is annotated as alpha-1,3-mannosyl-glycoprotein 2-beta-N-acetylglucosaminyltransferase b. Gene Ontology annotation, molecular function: alpha-1,3-mannosylglycoprotein 2-beta-N-acetylglucosaminyltransferase activity. Lineage: Eukaryota; Metazoa; Chordata; Actinopteri; Salmoniformes; Salmonidae. The coding region runs from base 808 to 2376 and encodes 522 amino acids. The record is from RefSeq and is a predicted model, not a curated record. Gene Ontology annotation, cellular component: Golgi apparatus. Gene Ontology annotation, biological process: protein N-linked glycosylation. The transcript has 3 exons.
ACGAGUCAAUCCGGAAGUAGUAUGGAGCGUGUAAAAUUCGGUGGUGUCAAAUGAAAAAUACCGUCAAGAGCCAGUGAAACACACGUACUGGCUUGGACGGAUUGGUAGGAGAACAGUGGUGAAAAGGACGAUGCAUAUCGCAAGUCUCGGUGAAUACCUAUGUUGAUAAAUAAAUCAAUUGAACACAUCUAGCUAAAUGUCGGAUCCAAGAAAGAGGGGAGGAAAUGUGGACUGGACAUGCAGUGAGGCACUGACACCGGUGGGCAAAACGGAGAGGAAUUAAAGUGAGAGUGAAGCCGAUCAACUGAAACCAUUCUUCGACAUCCAAACUGGCUUUCCAGAUAGCAAGCAACACGUCCUACCGGGGCAAAUUACAAAAGGAUGAUGGCUGAGGGAUAACGUCAAGGACUGUCAGCCCCUCCACCCCAACGUGACCCUGGUUAUCUUAUCCAAACACCCCUUUUCCCCCUGUUUUUCUCAAUUUCCUCUUGCCCCAACUCACUCUCCUGUCCCACUGUUUCAUGGAGGAGAGCCAAACCGAUACAACAACACACUGGGUUAAUACUCACGUCUCUGCAAUAGAGGUUCUGGAUCAUUCUCCUGUCAUGUUAUUGAUCAGACUCAAUGAUUGGAUGAGCAGUAAGGAUCACGCGAUCAGACCACUGUUCUCUCCACCUCUAUUGGACGUCUUCUCUUUCUCAUCUUUGUGAUUGAUUUGGACCCUAUUGGCUGUUGUCAUUUCAACUCUGUCCCCCCUCCGCUGUUUUCUUUUCCUCACUGCAGUCUAUCCUCUGAUGUCAUUGGGCCAUGGUUCGCAAGAGAGGUUCCCUUAUCUUGUGUGGAGCUUUCCUAUUCGUCGCCUGCAAUGGCUUGCUUCUCCUUUUCCUUUGGGGACGGCCUCCCAUUGGUCGACUUGGGGAGGGGGGAGGGGCUGAGCCAGGGGGAAGGGAAGAGUGGGGAGUGGCCAAAAGAAAAGGGGGUGGGACUAAUCUGGCUGGUGAGGUGAUCCGAUUGGCCGAGGAGGUAGAAUCGGAACUCGAGACCCAGAAGGAACUUCUGAAGCAGAUUCAGAGUCACAGGUCACUAUGGGAAAAGAAGAGAGGGAUGGGAAGAAGACAGAUGGAUGGAGGGAAGGUAGAAAAUAAAGAGGAACACAAACCGCCGCCACAGUUGCCUCCAGUACCUCCAAAGGACGAUUCAGAGAACAAGGACCCAAGUCAAGAAAAAAAUAAACAGGAAUUUGUUGUUGCAGCAGUCCCAGACCUUAAAGUAGACACUCAACCGGACAAUGACAUAAAAGAACUGAACUACACCAAAUUGGAAGUAACUGUCACCAGCCCACAAGUUGUCAUUCCCAUAUUGGUUAUUGCCUGUGACAGGGUGACCGUGAAAAGGAGUCUUGACAAAUUGAUCCAAUACCGCCCCUCUGCAGAACUCUAUCCAAUCAUAGUUAGCCAGGACUGCGGCCAUGCUGAGACGGCCCGCGUGAUUGGCUCGUAUGGCAGUCAGGUGACCCACAUUAGCCAACCAGACCACUCGGACAUCCGGGUACGGCCGGAGCACAGGAAGUUCCAGGGUUACUAUAAGAUUGCCAGACACUACCGCUGGGCCCUCAACCAGGUGUUCGACACACUCUCUCACUCCACCGUGGUGAUUGUGGAAGAUGACUUGGAGGUGGCCCCGGACUUCUUUGAGUACUUCCGCGCCCUGCACCCCAUCUUGACCUCUGACCCCACCCUGUGGUGUGUGUCUGCCUGGAACGACAACGGCAGAGAUGGCCUGGUGGACCCUGGGAAGGCUGACCUCCUCUAUAGGACAGACUUCUUCCCUGGGCUGGGCUGGAUGCUGCUGAAGGACGUCUGGGCAGAACUAGAACCCAAGUGGCCCACGGCCUUCUGGGACGACUGGAUGCGUCACCCCGAGCAGCGUAAAGAGCGCUCCUGCAUCCGCCCAGAGAUCUCCAGAACUAUGACCUUCGGACGCAAGGGUGUCAGCUUGGGUCAGUUCUUUGACCAGUAUCUGCGUUAUAUUAAACUCAACACUGACUUUGUGCCUUUCACCAAACAUGAUCUGUCUUACUUGAUGAAGGAGAACUUUGACGUGAACUUUGUGAAGGAGGUUUACAGCGCCCCCCUAGUUAAAAUAGAAGAGCUACAACAAGGGGGAGGUUUGAAGGAAAUGGGUCCAUACCGGGUGCAAUAUUCCAGCCGGGAGAGUUUUAAAGUCAUGGCUCGUAACUUAGGGGUUAUGGAUGACUUGAAAUCGGGGGUUCCCCGUGCAGGGUACAGGGGCGUGGUCAGCUUCCUGUCCCGUGGACGACGGGUCUUCUUGACCCCACCUGAAGGAUGGACAAAGUACGACGUCAGUUGGAGCUGAGAGGUUCGGACAGAACCUGUCAGUUGGAGCUGAGAGGUUCGGACAGAACCUGUCAGUUGGAGCUGAGAGGUUCGGACAGAACCUGUCAGUUGGAGCUGAGAGGUUCGGACAGAACCUGUCAGUUGGAGCUGAGAGGUUCGGACAGAACCUGUCAGUUGGAGCUGAGAGGUUCGGACAGAACCUGUCAGUUGGAGCUGAGAGGUUCGGACAGAACCUGUCAGUUGGAGCUGAGAGGUUCGGACAGAACCUGUCAGUUGGAGCUGAGAGGUUCGGACAGAACGUAGUGUGGAUGGUAUCGAAGACCGACUUGAGAAACUCUCAAACCAAAGAAAACAAGGCCACAUGAAGAAACGGGAGCUAAACCAAACACACAGGCUUGGUGGGUGAAGGGAUUUGACAUGUGGUAGAGGUAGUUUGGGUAAUGGACAGGAGUAAGGCACUCCUUGUUUUAUGAGUGAACCUGAAUGCAGUGUAACACAGGGCACAGCCCAGGGAGUGAAACCACAAAGUCUCUCUCAGAAAGUAAGAAAUCAUUUAGUGCUUGGUUGUUCUCCUGCUAGAGCUUAUCUAGGAAAGGUUUACGGUUUGCUUCAACCCAAUGUCUUAAACUGACUCUAAAGUUCUGGACAACCACAAGUUUGAUUACAUUGAUUGAUUGGGAGGGCUCAGAGAUGAGCUUUUUGUCUUGUUCCCCGUGUCACCAGGUCUUUUAAAGGAGAGGCCAAACCCCUCUCUGGUCACAUCCCAAAUCGCACCCUUUUCUCUAUUUAGUGCACUACUGUUGACCAGGGCCCAUAGGGAAUAGGGUGCAAUUUGGUACAUUCUACUUUAAAAGAACUUGCAGUAUUCUACUCACUCAAAGUGAAUGAAUGAGGUCAAAAUAUUAGCUAGACUGGUAUUAAUUGAGUAUUAUAAAUAUGAUUGUCAAAUUUGGUUUAUUCAUUUAAUGUUUUUUUUUGUGGGGGCGGGGGGGGAGGCUAUUUUGGGAAAUUUUAUUUAGCUAUCUCGUAAAUGGUUUAUAAAGAGAUUCUUCAGAUGGUUAGAGGUUCAUACAUUGCCAUGCAGCGCACCAAUUAAACACAUCGUAUGUGACAUUCUGUUGAUGUUGGGUUUAUCCCAAACGGUACCUCGUUCCCUAGAAAGGGAAGAGGGCCAUUUGGGACGCAGGUGCUGACUAUACUUGAGCCCUUUCCAAACGGUGGUAUUCUACAGUAAGGUUUGUUGAAAAACCAAUGAUUAUGAUUGUUUUACUUUUUUUUUCUCUUCAUUUACAUGAUGGGUGAUACAUUUAUGUACUGUAUUUAGUUCUGGGGUGAUUGAUUCAUAUGUCCUUCUGGUGGAACAAAAAAAAAACACUGCCUGAUGUGUUAAUAACUUUAAUACGUUGCAAAUAAAAUGAACUAUUUUGA